AUGGCUACUGUCGAAGUUGAAAAGACUACACCGCUAGGUUUCUCUACGAAAACAGCUAGAUUUCAAACACUUGGUUUACACCCCGAAUUAUUGACUGGUACUCAUUUUCAAAGUUCACCUGAUAUCGCGCCAGGUUCCUAUGAUCUAAUACAAUAUGGUGAUUUUAGUGAUAAGAAUAUUCAAAAACGUACCGAAGGUUCAAACUGGGAACAAUCAUUAUAUACAGAGCAGCUAGCCAAACUUCCUCAUCCAUCUUUUAAAGAAACAUAUGAAAAACGAAAAGAAGAUGAAAGACGUAUUGGUCCUGGUGCUUAUUCCAUUAAUGAUUUUUUAACAGAAGCUGAUCGACGACCACGUUGUGUGCGAGGUGCACUUGAUCAACUUUCACCUCGUUUUCCAAAAGAAAUAUUAGAUAGAGCACCUCCACCAGGUGCCUAUGGUAUUCCUGAUGAAAAACUUGUCGAAAAUCGUUGGCGAAAAGGAAGUAAUGUUCCAUCAUUUGAUUGGAAUAAAGGUCCACGAACAUUACCACUUCAAGGUUCAAAGAUUGGUCCAGGAACAUAUAAUAUAAAGAAUUCCAUAGAUGAAUUAAUUAAUAAACGUGUUAGUGAAAAAGGUCCAUAUCAAUUAUUUACAUUAAGUCGUUCAGCACCUAUAUCAACAGGACAUUAUGCUGUUCUUGAUACAUGGGAUUUAUCACCUGAUUUUCCAUCAAAAGAUUAUCCAGAAUCAACGUCAUUAACACAUGAAUUAACUAAAAAUAAACAUGGAACAUUUAGUAAAUUGAGUAGAUUUCAAAAGAAACCAACUGAUCGGUUAGCUAUUGAACAUCCAGGUCUCGAACCAAAAAAUGCUGAUUUUCCUGGGCCAGGUACUUAUGCCAUAACUCGACCAUGGGAACAACAUGACUAUCAUAAGAAAAAAGUUCCCUUUAACUCAACAUCAUCAAGAAAUGAUAAUCGUUCAUUUACUAGUACAGGUUCUCAUCAUUCAGUCGGUGUUGGCCGAUAUAAUCUUGCAUCACCGAUUCGAGAUGAAACAAUAGCUGAUAAACGUAAACGACAUAAACGACGAAGUAUUGCUUUUUCUUCCACUACAUCACGUUUUGCAACAUCAAAUAGUGAAUUAUUAUUGAAUGAACGUUUAAAACCACAAAAUCUUCGACCUGAACAACAAACACAAUUAUACUUAAAAGGUCACAUAUCAUCAUAA
Molecule: messenger RNA, 1212 nt
Organism: Rotaria sp. Silwood1
Lineage: Eukaryota; Metazoa; Rotifera; Eurotatoria; Philodinida; Philodinidae
Source: the annotation of a GenBank genome assembly